Messenger RNA from Amphimedon queenslandica, 905 nucleotides. RefSeq lists its product as uncharacterized. The record is from RefSeq and is a predicted model, not a curated record. Lineage: Eukaryota; Metazoa; Porifera; Demospongiae; Haplosclerida; Niphatidae. The coding region runs from base 17 to 679 and encodes 220 amino acids. The transcript has 8 exons.
AGUUAUUAAUAAUAAAAUGGCGUCUCCAAGGAAAUAUCCUAGAACUCCUCAUCUACCUUUUAGCCCAGGUGUUCAAGAAGAUGAUGUUAUUUUGCCAGUAGGAAUUUUACCUCCAUUUCUAAAAGGACAAGUUAUAGUUACCGAGAAACUUGAUGGUGGGAAUUGCUCCAUUUAUCAAGGAAAGGUAUAUUCUCGUACAGUCAAUACAGAAGCUACUCAUCCUUCAUUUGGUCCAAUCAAACAGUUGGCUAGUGGGAUCUCUUCCCUAAUCCCUGAUAAUAUCCAACUGUUCGGAGAGAACAUGUUUGGCAUCCAUUCAAUAGAAUACAACUCACUGGAAUCAUUCUUUUAUUUAUUUGGUGUUUUAGAAGAUGGUGAGAGAUGGCACAGUUGGCAAUCAGUGCUAGACUAUUCCUCAUUACUGGGUCUCCCUACUGUACCAGUACUGACAAUAGCAGAGUUUCAAUCUCUUAAUGAGCUCCAGCUUCUAAUUGAGAAGAACAUGAAAUCUCGUUCACAAUGUGGUUCUAGCUCUCCUGAAGGUUUUGUAGUUCGUAGCGUGAGCAGUUUCUCAUACUCUGAGUUUGAAACCCACGUCUGUAAGUACGUGAGACCCAAUCACAUUCAGACGACCGAUGACUGGAGGUUGAAAUGGAAACAAGCAUCUCUUAAAAAAUGAAUGUUUGCAGAUAUACAUGUAGUGUGGGACUGGACCUUCACUGAGUCACUCUCUCUUUCUCUCUCCAUUUUGUCCUUAUUUGGGAAUAAUAAGGUCUAAAGUACAGCUGCAGUGACCCUCCUUUACAAUGUGUGUGUGUGUGUGUGUGUGUUGCUUGAUAUUCAAUUGUGUGAGAAAGGUGACAUUCUUUCUGUAGCAAUUAGAUGUUGCUUUAAUAACAAUAAAA